This is a messenger RNA of Hipposideros armiger (great roundleaf bat), 6953 nucleotides long. It is a transcript of the gene CAMSAP2, whose product is annotated as calmodulin regulated spectrin associated protein family member 2. Gene Ontology annotation, cellular component: microtubule minus-end. The transcript is spliced from 19 exons. NCBI's taxonomy places the organism in Eukaryota, Metazoa, Chordata, Mammalia, Chiroptera, Hipposideridae. Gene Ontology annotation, biological process: cytoplasmic microtubule organization; neuron projection development; negative regulation of microtubule depolymerization. The coding region runs from base 16 to 4422 and encodes 1468 amino acids. Gene Ontology annotation, molecular function: spectrin binding; microtubule minus-end binding; calmodulin binding. The record is from RefSeq and is a predicted model, not a curated record.
CUUCCCUUGUCUCCAAUGAAUGGUAGCCACAGCAGGCUCAGCAAGAAGGGAGACGGAGGCCUCGAGGCGGAGACAGACAAUGUGCCAGCGGAACUCCGAGAGCCGUUUUACACGGACCAGUACGACCAGGAGCACAUCAAGCCGCCCGUGGUUAACUUGCUCCUGUCGGCUGAACUGUACUGUCGGGCUGGGAGCCUCAUUCUCAAGAGCGACGCUGCAAAGCCCCUCCUGGGCCAUGACGCCGUGAUCCAGGCCUUGGCACAGAAAGGCCUCUAUGUCACCGACCAGGAAAAGCUGGUGACGGAGCGAGACCUCCACCAGAAGCCCAUCCAGAUGAGCGCUCACUUGGCCAUGGUAGACGCCCUCAUGAUGGCCUACGCCGUAGAAAUGGUCAGUGUGGAGAAAGUCGUUGCGUGUGCUCAGCAGUAUUCAGCGUUCUUCCAAGCCACGGACCUGCCCUAUGACAUUGAGGACGCAGUCAUGUACUGGAUAAAUAAGGUCAAUGAACAUUUGAAAGACAUACUGGAGCAAGAACAGAAAUUGAAAGAACAUCACACGAUUGACACUCCAGGAGGUCAAAAGUCUCCUUCCAAAUGGUUUUGGAAACUGGUUCCAGCUCGUUAUAGGAAAGAGCAGACACUGCUUAAGCAGCUGCCGUGCAUCCCGGUGGUGGAGAACCUGCUGAAAGAUGCCACAGACGGCUGUGCUUUAGCUGCCCUCAUCCACUUUUACUGUCCUGGGGUUGUCAGGUUAGAGGAUAUUUGUUUGAAAGAAACCAUGUCUUUGGCUGACAGCCUGUAUAACCUGCAGCUGAUUCAAGAAUUUUGCCAAGAAUAUCUGAACCAGUGUUGCCAUUUUACCCUGGAAGAUAUGCUGUAUGCUUCCUCGUCCAUAAAGAGUAAUUAUCUGGUGUUCAUGGCGGAGCUCUUCUGGUGGUUUGAAGUUGUGAAGCCGUCAUUUGUGCAGCCUCGUGUUGUUUGUCCACAAGGAGCUGAACCUGUGAACGACCUGCCUUCAGCUACCGCUGCGAUCGCUGCUGGAAGGAACACGUGGGACAGUCGCUAUGGCCCUGACUUCCCUGCAAGUGGUGAAGGAGCUGUUUUUCCACACUCUGCUCGACACUCACGCCCCCAAGCCCAUUCGUCAGCCUCAGGAGGAAUUAGAAGGUCUUCGUCUAUGUCUUACGUUGAUGGCUUUAUAGGGACGUGGCCCAAAGAGAAAAGGUCAUCAGUGCAUGGAGUUUCAUUUGAUAUUUCUUUUGAUAAAGAAAAUACUGUACAGAGAGCCACUCCAAACCGAGGAAUCACUCGUUCUAUUAGUAAUGAAGGACUUUCUGUGAACAACAAUCGUGCAUCUAAAAACAUUAGGAAAAACCUGUCCUUCAAGCCCGUAAACGGAGAAGAGGAAGCAGAAAGUAUUGAAGAAGAACUCAACAUCGACUCUGCCAGCGACCUCCAGUCUUACGUGCCCCUUCAUGCGGAUAAACUAAAUUCUAAUGAGAACGUUCUUUACGAGCUUCCAAAUGGGCCUUUACAGAACAGAGUCCUUCUGGAUGAGUUUGGCAAUCAGAUCGAGACGCCGAGCAUUGAAGAGGCAUUGCAGAUCAUUCACGACACCGACAAGUCCCCCCACACACCUCAGCUGGACCAAGUUGCCAACGGCUUCUUUCUUCACAGCCAGGAAGUAAGUAUCCUGAACUCCAGCGUCAAGCGGCGCCAGGCUAGUCCUGAGGACAUGACUGACACGAGAGGCGCCCUGAGCCCCAUAACUGACACCACCGAGGUGGACACUGGAAUUCACGUCCCUUCAGAAGACAUUCCCGAGACCCUGGACGAAGACUCUUCCCUGAGAGAUUACACUGUGAGCCUGGACUCGGACAUGGACGACGCGUCCCGGUUCCUCCAGGAGCACGAGCGGCGGGGCAGCAACGCCAGGGAAGCCCUGAGUCCGUGCCCGAGCACCGUGAGCACCAGGUCGCAGCCCGGCAGCAGCGCGUCUUCCAGCUCCGGGGUGAAAAUGACCAGCUUUGCGGAACAGAAAUUCCGGAAACUGAACCAUACUGAUGGCAAAAGCAGUGGAAGCAGCUCCCAGAAAACGACCCCCGAGGGCUCGGAGCUGAACAUCCCGCACGUGGUGGCGUGGGCGCACAUCCCGGAGGAGGCCAGCCUUCCGCAGGCCCGGGACACCACGCAGCUGCUGGCCUCCGAGAUGGUGCAGCUGCGGAUGAAGCUGGAGGAGAAGAGGCGCGCCAUCGAGGCCCAGAAGAAGAAGGUGGAGGCCGCCUUCACCAAGCAGAGGCAGAAGAUGGGGCGGACAGCCUUCCUCACUGUGGUGAAAAAGAAGGGGGAUGGGAUCUCCCCGCUGCGGGAGGAGGCAGCGGGGGCAGAGGACGAGAAGGUGUACAGCGACCGGGCCGAGGACAAGGAGGCGGACAGAGCGAGCGGGCGGAGGAGCAGGUCUCUGGUGGACAUAAAGGAAAGCACCGACAGCCCCCCGGGCAAGUGGCGGAAGUCGCCAGCCACACCUGUGGACCCCGAGAAGCAGUGGAGCCUGCCGAGCCCCUCAGAAGAGACGGCAAACGAAGGGGAGAUUCUGGAGUACAUCAAGUCCAUCGAGAAGCUCAACUCGUCUCUGCAUUUCCUGCAGCAGGAGAUGCAACGCCUGUCUCUGCAGCAGGAGAUGCUCAUGCAGAUGAGGGAGCGACAGUCGUGGGUGAUCUCCCCACCCCAGCCCUCCCCCCAGAAACACGUCCGGGACCUUAAGCCCCCCAGGCAGGCCUGCCUGUCACCUGCCAGCGCCCCAUUCUCCUCAGACUCCCCUCGUCCUACGCAUCCAUCCCCACAGGCUUCUGCGAGGAAAAGCACAUCUUUCUCGGUCAAAAACCAAAGGACUCCUCGGCCAAAUGAGUUAAAAAUAACGCCCUUGAAUCGAACGUUGACGCCGCCUCGGUCUGUGGACAGCCUUCCUCGGCUACGGAGGUUUUCACCGAGUCAGGUUCCCAUCCAGACGCGGUCAUUUGUGUGUUUUGGGGACGAUGGAGAACCUCAGGGAAAGGAGUCCAAACCCAAGGAGGACGUCAGGAGGGAGGACGACGCCAGGCCGGCCUCGGAGCAGCACGCGCAGAGCCCGGAAGCGAAGGAGAUGAGGCCACUGGAGGCGAGCGUGGCGGAGGUCCUGUCCCAGCCCGUCACCGAGACCGUGUGUCUCACGCCCGGUGAGGACCAGCUGGGCCCAGGCGCAGAGCCUCCCGCUCGGCCCGCUUUCCCGCCUGCCGCUCCGAAAAGCGUGAACCUGAUUGAAGUUUCCCUCUCAGACUUGAAACCCCCCGAAAAGGCCCAUGGGUCUGUGGAGAAAGAUGACGGGGAAAGUGACAAAGAGCAGUUUGACGACGACCAGAAGGUGUGCUGUGGAUUCUUUUUCAAGGAUGAUCAAAAAGCAGAAAAUGACAUGGCAAUGAAGCGGGCGGCUUUGCUGGAGAAGCGGCUGAGGAGGGAGAGAGAGAGCCAACUCCGCAAACAGCAGCUGGAAGCGGAGACGGAGCAUAAAAAGGAGGAGACCAGGCGCAAAACCGAGGAAGAACGUCAGAAGAAAGAAGAUGAGAAGGCACGGAGGGAGUUUAUUAGGCAAGAAUAUAUGAGGCGCAAACAGCUGAAGCUAAUGGAAGACAUGGAUAUAGUGAUUAAACCCCGUCCUCAGACAGCAAAACAGAAAAAACCGCGCCCAAAAUCUAUUCACAGAGAUCACAUUGAAUCCCCAAAAACACCCAUUAAGGGCCCUCCAGGGUCACGAAUUUAUCGUGUUUUUUCAGUCUCCAGCCUCUCCCUGGCAUCACUGACCACGGGCGAUAACGAGAGCGUGCUGUCAGGCAAGAGGACACCCAGAUCAGAGUCUGUGGAAGCUUUCCUAUCUCCAAGCCGUUGUGGCAGUCGGAAUGGAGAGAAAGACUGGGAAAACGCAUCGACGACGUCUUCAGUGGCGUCUGGAACAGAGUACACAGGACCAAAGCUCUACAAAGAACCCAGCGCAAAAUCUAAUAAGCACAUAAUACAAAACGCUUUAGCUCACUGCUGUUUGGCUGGAAAAGUAAAUGAAGGUCAAAAGAAAAAAAUACUGGAGGAAAUGGAGAAGUCAGAUGCCAACAACUUCUUAAUCUUGUUCCGGGAUUCAGGCUGUCAGUUCAGGUCGUUGUAUACUUACUGUCCAGAAACUGAAGAGAUUAAUAAACUGACUGGGAUAGGCCCUAAAUCUAUCACGAAAAAAAUGAUCGAGGGGCUUUACAAAUACAAUUCUGACAGGAAGCAGUUCAGCCACAUACCCGCUAAAACACUGUCUGCCAGUGUCGAUGCGAUCACCAUCCACAGCCACCUGUGGCAGACCAAGCGACCAGUGACCCCCAAAAAGCUCCUGCCCACGAAAGCGUAGGAGCCAGGACGCACGUGCUGAACUGCGCUUCGUCUCUCCUGCCUGUAGAGAGCCUUUCUCGUUGCCGACAGACUUCUGUGCACUGAUAUGGAACACGAGCUCUGUCGUGAGCAGCCGGCAUGUAAACCAGAGUUCGGGGGCGCACAGGGUCCUCGCGGAGGCGGUGUUUGGCUCGCAGGCGGACACGCUGUCAUCGGGCUCCCUUGCUCGGUGCCAGACACACUGACACACUGAAUUCUCAGACACUAGGUGGAAAGAUGGCUAAGGUUACAAAGUCUAUGUUUUAUUUGUUGCUUUUUAAAAACUUUUAAUGUAUGUGCUUGUCUUCAGAUGAUUUAUUUUGACAUUUUUCUCUCCUUGGGGGUUUAUUUUAAAAUGACUUCAUAUUUUAUUCCACGUGGAGAUCAUGAGCGUAGGAAAUAGGCCUUCCCAGGGAACUCGCGUCUUUCUCAUGAUGCUGAGAGAAACGCUAGUGUUUAGUCUCACAGUCACCCUCCUGUUUUAAUGGUGUUAGAUAUGGGCAAGAAUUAUUCUGCUAAGUAUUUACAACCGUAUUUAUUAUUCACUCAAGUAUUAACAUUUCUCUAUUAAUGAGAGGAGUCGUGAAGAGCUGCUGGUAGGUUCGAUCCCCACCACAGGAGCUUAACCAAGAAUGUGUUAUGAGAAGUUGCUGAUUGAAUCAGUGUUGUUUUCACCCCACUUCUGGCCAACUCAGUAUAACUUAGAUUGUUCCUUUAGCAAAAAGGCUUUCUACCCCUUUUCAGAUGUCACUUUAUAAGUUGGCAGAAGUGAAUGACACUUUGAGAGUAGUCUUUUGACCUGAAGAUGUAAGACCUCCUGCAGCAAAUUCCCAAGGGUCUUUACAUCAUAUUUAUAACUGAUAAAAAUUAUAUCUAGAAUUUAAACUGUACAAAGGGCUAUAUUUUAAUUUUAUCAUAGCUUCACAUUAUUUUACUUAUAUUGAGUUUUUCUUCUUUUUUGCCCUUUUCAAGUGGAACAGCUUAGAUUAAGUGCACACUUGAAACCUUCUCUAUGUGACCUUUGUCCCUUUAACAGUGUAUCCAGAGGGUUAGUUGGGGAAAAACUUCAUUCUCAGGAAUAGACUUGAAUGAUUAUGUGACCCUGUUUCAGUGUUGUGACAACUGUGUAACUUAGGGGAACGACAGUAUUGUGUCAUAAGUGAGAUGCGUGGUUUGUUUUCUUUCGUGGGAAGUAGAGACUAAAAUAUAUGCAUUUCUCUAACUGAAUUGCUUAGAGAAAUAAUUAAUAUCUUAUAUGAUGUAUUUACUUAUUUUAAAAAAAGAAUAGGAAUGAGAUGUCCCUGAACUGUACUUUUCUAUUAUACGGCCUGUAGGCGUCAGUGCAUCUGAGUUACCAACAUUUUCUCAAAUGCUGUCAAUAUUUUACUGUAAUUUAUGUUCUUAUAUUUAUGUAUAUUUGUUAAAACUGUAAAAACUUUCACAGAUUUUUUUCCAAUACUUGUGCAAGAUAUACGUGUGGCUCAAAACUAUUUGUGAUCUACUGUUUGCAUGUCAGAGACCGGGAUAUGUAACUCUUAUAUUUUAAGUGUAUACAUAUUGUGUAUAUAAUAUAUGAAUAUUAAAAAUGGGGAAUUGCACAUCUUACCUUUUAGACAACAGUUUCUAUCACCAUUAGAAGGAAAUAAUUCAGAUAAUGUUUAGAUUAAGACUGGUUUACAAAAAUAGUAAAUGAAUCUAAUCAAAAUGUGAUAAAUAAUCCUCAAAAGGAGAAUUGGUAAGCAUUUUACAUUACUAAAUUUGUCCUUUUCUGCCAGAUUUCCCUCAUCCAAGCCACUUUCUUUAUGAUGUUACUUGGUCAUUCAAUUUUUAAAAAUUGGAUGCAAGACAAUGGAGGAAGUAUUGACACUAAACAGGACCACCCUUCGUUCUUACACGUACGUGUGUCCGACCGUGAAUGUCCGUGACGUCUAAGGGUAGAGUGUGGGUAUUGCCAGAGUCCAUUGCUCCCAGUAGGACAUUUGCUUUAUUAAUGCAGAAGGAGUAUGGAUAUGUUUCUUUAAUCUGCAGAUUUUUUUUAUUAUGGUGCAGCUUUUUAAAAAAUUAUGUUCUAAAAAUGUACAAAUGAAAAUGAUACCAUUUUAUCCAGGCUGGAUAUUUUCAUCAUCCUCAUUGAAACACUGGUGCUUUCUCAUCGGAGGUCAAAUUGUUACGGUGAUUAUUCAGUUAAGUUUGCCAAACCCUUGAAUGGUUACCAGUGCAGCCGUCAAAUUCUGCCAUUUGACACAGCUUCGGAAAGCUCUCAGUUCCUCUCAGCUUUUCGAUUUUGUUUUAGAAUGACUGUUACAGUGUUUAUUUGGCUGUUUAAAGCCAAACUCAGCUUUUUAACGAUGGCUUCAUGGACAGUGCUGGGCAGCACACACUGUGUGGUGUGCUCAUCUGCCACGUUUACAGGUUUCUAAGACGCUGUGCUGUAAAAUACCGUCAGGUUUGCUGUUUCCUGGUGGAGUGCAGUUUCCCCUUUCAUUUGAAUAAAAGCAUGGCACCAAAUGA